GACGGCAGCCGCCUCCACGAGCGGUGGCGCUGUCCGGCCGCCCCCCGAGGACAAGUACCUCCCAUCCUGCAGAGCCUGCAGGCCAAGGGCGCUGGCGGCGGCCUGGCCGCGCAGCUGCUGCAGGGCGCCGGCGCGGCCGCGAAGGCGCCCAGGGCCCGCCCCGAGCGGAGGCGAAGGACGGAAUCCACCAGCGCCAGCGGGAGCUCCUCCGACGAGGGGCCGCACCCCGCGCGCCGCGGGGCCCCCCGGGGGCGCCCAGGCGCGUGA
Prorocentrum cordatum is the source of this 267-nucleotide messenger RNA. NCBI's taxonomy places the organism in Eukaryota, Dinophyceae, Prorocentrales, Prorocentraceae. The record is from the annotation of a GenBank genome assembly.